Messenger RNA from Caenorhabditis bovis, 279 nucleotides. NCBI's taxonomy places the organism in Eukaryota, Metazoa, Nematoda, Chromadorea, Rhabditida, Rhabditidae. The record is from the annotation of a GenBank genome assembly.
AUGAUCUUGGCUCGUGCUCAUGAUCUCCUUAAACGUGUCGAAGAUCUUGUUCACACAAACUAUCUGAUGAUCAAGUAUAUUCCGUUCGCUACACAAUUUUAUCAACGUCAAUUCGCCAUCAUGCGCCGUAUCCAGGAAGACCUCCAUCGCAUCAUCGGACACAGUCAUUAUAUUUCUGAAGAAGAUUUCGCCGGAAUGGAGCACGUGGUAGAAGUCCAGGAAUAUUGGUGCAAUACUGACAACAUUCGCGAACUUCAUCAGUCCUUCAUCCAUAGUUAA